Messenger RNA from Diatraea saccharalis (sugarcane borer), 1646 nucleotides. Lineage: Eukaryota; Metazoa; Arthropoda; Insecta; Lepidoptera; Crambidae. The record is from the annotation of a GenBank genome assembly.
UGUAUAUCUUCGAACGAAUAAGUUUGUAGUUCAAAAAACCAUAUCUAUUAUUUGAGAAAAAACAUCUUUUAACUUCAUAUGUAAAAUACCAUCGCAUUCACAGUUCCACGAGCUGAUAAUAAAUAUUAUUUUUUUAUUAUCAGCUUAACCUCAAAAUCGAUUAUAUUGAACAGAAAUUAUUUUACUACUUUGAAUAGAACAUCAAAGCAUUUUUUUUACCAAAUAAAACAUUUUGUUUGCUUUACCAUAUCACCACCAUAUCGCUGAAUCUACCAUAUCGGCUUAUAUUUUUUUAAAUAGCUACACUUUUAGCGUUGUACUAUGAAAAUCGGUAUUUAUAAAAGUUUAAAAUACAGAUAGUGCAUUCGAUAGCGAAUAUUUCGAUUUACUGACCUCACUAGUAAAAUUUUAUUUUUAUUGCGAAUUAAUGGCGUAGCCAGCACCAUGUCGACCUUAACGAAAAUGACCCGUACGGUUAAAAAACUGGAGGUACCCAGACCCCUGAAAUCGACGACCAGUUCCGCACACAACCGCAAUUCCCUGCUGGACGUCAAAAUAAAUUCAGUCGAUGACCUGAUUGUGUUGACGGAAGCGGUUGCCUACCAAAUGAUGCAGGGGAACUAUGACCGUGCCCUUCAAAGCAACGUGGCCACUAUGUACUCUAACUUGAAGCUUUACGGCGCUCAACUUGAGGCACUCUAUAAAGACUUUCUUGAUAGAUACUUUGUCGUGUUCCGCAAUGGUUCCCAAGACGAGAGAUUGGACAAAAAAACUCGACUUCAUCUUCUUGAGCUUAUUGAGUUGCGCGCUAAACUCUGGCAGGGCUCAGAUUACAUGAGCCAAUAUUAUAGGCAUCGAGGCACUCAUGCUGAGCCACUAUUGGUGCCGACGAUGGAGGGGUCGGGCACGGGCGGCUCGGUGUCCCCCACGCUGGCUGCGCCCGCUGAGCCGCCCACCCUGCUCGGCCCCGGCGAGGUGAUCAAGCCUUCGGGCAAAUUCCCCAAACCGACCAAGAUCCCUGGCAAGAAUUACUCUAAGGAUGAAGUGGUCAUAAGGAACGCUGAUUCUGGAAAAGUGAGCCCAGGUGCCAAAGAACGUCUGGUUCAAAUCACAGGACCUAAUGAAGAGAAUGUGAAUCACGCGAAGCACCUGAUCGGCGAUACGAUCCGUCGCAACGCGUCGCCAGUGAGACUGGAGGGCGGCAACGAGGCGGCUCUAGGAGCGUCCCGCGCCUCGCUAGACUCUAACGGAUCUGACGACGCGCCGCGCCCGCGCGAGAAGUCACCUCACAAUUCCCGAGCUCUGCUCCAUAGCUUUUCUACGAACGACGCCGCACUAGGAGAAUAUAAAUAUACUGUGACUUUUGGACAACAUUCCAUUAAGAUCACGGGCAAUAACUUGGAUCUUGUGAAGACUGCAAAGUUAGUGUUAGACGAGUACUUCGAGAGUGCGGGCGCACUGGAGGCGAUGGGCGCCGGGUCCGGGGACUUCUUCACGCUGUCGCAGCGGCCCGGCGCCGCGCUGCUGCUGCGGGAUGAUGACGAGCUCAACGGCGACGACGACGACGUGUUCCACGCGCAACAGGAACAAGGUGAGGUGACCACAAGUUAGUUAUACUGUAACCAAAGGCGGCGGCAUUGAUGAGC